AAAAAAGCUCAGGGGGAAUGCAUUUCUAUUCCUAUGAUUGGCCGAGUGUGUAGCUUACGUCGAGGUGGCUUAUGAUGAGGUAGAAACCAUAGCCGUGCUUUCUUUCUUUUUUGUUAUUAUUACAAUAUGGAUUUACCUGAUCGCAAAAGAAAAGCAGAAGACGAGCAAGUCGAAGAAAAUCCUUAUAAGCGUCCUCUUGUAAGGAAUGAGAACGAGACGUCAGAAUCUGCAGAAACCGCCGAGAUCAAGACAGAACCAUUACCAGAAGAACCAGCAGUAUCUUCUUCAGACGAUACCACUGUCAAACAAGAAUCAGUCGAGCAACAGCCUCAACAACCUCAACACACUCCAAAGCAAGAUAUAAACUACGUUACCAAUGUACCUUUUGAUCGUUUAAUCUUUUUUCAUUUGGAAGCUACUUGUGAUGAAAACCCUACUAAUCCAGCUGCUGUUCAAGUCACCAAAGAAAAUUCAGAAAUCAUUGAAAUGUCUUUUGUAGUUGUGGAUGGUGCUAACCUAGAAGUAUUACAUAAACAGCAAAUCUAUGUCAAACCUGAGCGCACUCCUUUGACUCCCUUUUGUAGUGAAGUCACCGGCAUCAAAUGGAGUAUGCUUGAAAACGCUGGUACAUUAAGCGAUGCUGUAACUCAACUUGACGAUUACAUUCAAAAGGAAAUUGAAGCCGAAAAGAAGAGCUUUUGUUUCGUCACACAUGGUGGUUGGGUGCUUCGUAUCCAACUUCCUCGUGAAGCAAGAGACAAGAACUUGACUUUACCCAACUAUUUGGCUUUUUGCCGUAUGUUUGAUUUAAAGCAAGAAAUUCAACGAUGGCAAGUGCACCACCCUGAAAUCAGCUUAAGAACAACUUCUUUACGCGAUUUAUGUGAGAUAUUCGAAUUAAAGCGUGUGACAGAUCAAACAGUAGGCUUAAAUGCUGUCUUGACAACAUUGGAAGUUGUGCGCCAUUUAACACGUUUCCACCAUGCUGAUGUGUUUGUACAUCCUAUUGAUACGAAUGCUGAUCUUAAGCAGUUUAAAAAAGAAGAAUCAAAAGUAAUUCACUUAGCAGGUCUACCAUUUGAAGUAACUCAGGGUGAAUUGGAAGCAUGGUUCUCUUCAAAUGGUCUUCGACCUACUACGAUGUGGAUGAUUCAGCCUACAGAUAAUUCAAAGCCCAGCAUUUCUGGAUUUGUUGUCUUUCAAUUGCAUGAUGAUGCUAUGCGUGCACUCACUCUGAAUGGCCGUUGCUUAGGUGAUCGUCCUGUUGAAGUCUGUCCUAGUUCUUCCCGUGUGAUUGAGGCUGCUGGUAACAUGCUUGUGCCAUUCCCUUUACAGGCUAAGAGUAGACAAUUGCGUCCUGGUGACUGGAAUUGCUUCAAUUGCUCCUUCCAUAACUUUGCUUCUCGUCUUUACUGCUUUAAAUGUAAUACCAAGAAUCCUAAUCCCGGUCCUCAAGCUGGACAAGGUCCUCCUGUCCAACCCUUUACGCGCGGGAUUGGAUGUGCCCUAAUCCUACAUAAAUGCGGUACACCCAAGCCCAUGAAUACCAAGAAACCCAUCAAAAUGACCAAGAUGGAUUCUGGUCAAUCCAUGGCUCAACAGCCUUACCAUAUGAGUAUGCAAAGCAAUGGUCCUCCCAGUGGCCCUUCUAAUGAUCCCAGCAGUGGUUAUCAUGGUGGCUAUAAUCCCAGUGGCCGUGUUCAUCAUCAUAUUUCUUUUAGACCUGGUGAUUGGUAUUGUCCCAACACAAACUGUGGUUUCCAGAAUUUUGCUUCACGUAGUAGCUGUUUCCGUUGUCAUACACCCAAUCCCAAUCUAUCACAACAAUCUCCACAUCAUCAGACUGGAAUACAAGCACAAGUACCAACACAACAUGCUCAAUACUCACCUCAUCAACCUGGUUAUGGGUAUUCUCCUGAUUCAAAUGCUAACUAUCAGACAAAUACAGGAUAUGUGGGUGGUAGUGUAGCUGGAGGAAAUAAUGGUGGCAACAGUAGUGGUGGUUAUGGGUAUGGUCAGCCUGGUGGUGGUUAUGGUGGACAGAAUAGUAGUUAUGUUGCUCCUGGAGGAGGCUAUGGGGGUGGAGGAAGCGGCGGUAGUGGGUAUUCUUAUAGCGGUGGAGGGUAUGCUUAUGGUGGGGCACAUCAAAGUGGACCUCCUGGUGGUACACCUGGAGCUACUCAGUUUAGAGCUGGUGAUUGGAUUUGUCCUACAUGUAGCUCUCAUAAUUUCGCUUCUAGAUUUCAUUGUCUUAAAUGUAGUACCAGCAAACCUUUUAAUUCAGCAGGAGGUCCUCCUCCUAUGCCUGGUGCUCCUUAUAAGCGUACGUAAAUAUUACUAGCAAUAAAAAGUAAUGAGUGUGUGUGUGUGUGUGUGUGCGUUUAGUUUGUACAUAUCAAUAUCCUGAUUAAUAAAAAUCCUUUGAUUUAAUUUGCGG
This is a messenger RNA of Gilbertella persicaria, 2437 nucleotides long. RefSeq lists its product as uncharacterized. Bases 127 to 2331 code for a protein of 734 amino acids. Gene Ontology annotation, molecular function: RNA binding; 3'-5'-RNA exonuclease activity. The record is from RefSeq and is a predicted model, not a curated record. Lineage: Eukaryota; Fungi; Mucoromycota; Mucoromycetes; Mucorales; Choanephoraceae. The transcript has 4 exons.